This is a messenger RNA of Ostreobium quekettii, 537 nucleotides long. The record is from the annotation of a GenBank genome assembly. NCBI's taxonomy places the organism in Eukaryota, Viridiplantae, Chlorophyta, Ulvophyceae, Bryopsidales, Ostreobiaceae.
AUGGGAAAGGGCGGCAGAGGCGGGAAGAAGGAGGAAGGGGAAGCGGAAGCGGAGAAAGGGAGGCAAGCCAGCCGCGGAAGCAGCGACUCCAGGGACGACAUCUUGUGGCGCAUUCUCGACGACGCCAGGAGGGAGGAGCAAGAAUUUCCGUCGGGGUUCUGCAUGAAGAAUUGCGAAAGCCUCUCAGACAAGGACCUCAUGCGAUUAUGCAUUGACCACCGAGUGGAGGAUUCACGAGUCGACACUCUGAAGGACAUACGUCAGCGGUACGAAAGCCCUUCCGUCAAUUUGAAGGCAGCCGUUCUGAAGUGUCACGGGCGAGGUGUAGGCUACAUGACGUUCACCCAGGAUGUAGUCGCCCACGGCAGCCACUCCGGCCGCCCGUUGGACAGCCUCCUGUGGAUGUACCUGUCGCCCCGCCACAGGAGCCAGGGACACGCCACGCGCAUGGUGCGCUGGUGGCUGAGGGAGCACGUGCGCAGCGUGAAGUACUUCAACGUGGCGAACGCGAACGUGGGGAUGGGCCUGGUGCUUGGG